AUGUGCCGAUGUUUUUAUAAAUCAUUACCCAUAUUUCAUAGUUUUCUUGUUAUUUAUGAAGUUAUAUGUGGCAUUGUCAGACUUGGAAUAUUUUUUACAAAUAUAAAUAAUCAGUCUUGUAACUAUGAUAAUAAUAUAUUCAAUAAUCGAACAACGUUCAUUGGUUCCAACUAUGAUGGCUUUUUUAUAACAUUCCUUUCUCUUUGGUUUGGUUAUCGAAUUUUACGACUAUGUCGUACAGGUCAUCAUCAACCACGUACCAAUUGUCAUUUACGACAUCUAUUAGCCAGUAGACCCAUUCAACGUUUUCUUUUAUUUAAUUGUAAUUGUCCAUGUUAUAUAGCACGUCCCAAAUGGCGUUUUCUUGUACGUUUUUUAUUUAUUACGAUUAGUAUUGGUCUACGUUUGUUAGCUAUUAUUCUAUAUGCAACAGCACCAACUUAUUAUAAUUAUGAAUUUUCUAGUCGAACACAAAAACUAUCAUGGAUUUGUGCUAUUACAUUCGCAUCAUCAAUACUGACUUUAUUAUUGGAUUAUUAUCACUUUCGUGUUUGGUGGUAUUAUGUACCAUCAUGUGAUCACAAUCCAUUUUAUAGACGUUAUUUAAAGAAAUAUCGACGCUUUAUCCCAUAUCAUUUAAUGGGUGCAAAUCGAAAUGAAAUUCAAUUAUGGAAUGAACCAUGUGCAUUACAACGAUUUUAUCUCGAUCGAACAUUGGAAUAUAUUAUGAUAUUUCAUUUUAAUACGUAUACACCUACGCCACAUUGGUCGGAUGUUCCAAACAAAAAUCUAUUAACUACUACAUACAUUGGUUUUCAUCGUACAGAUGCUGAAGCAGCUGUUAGUAUAGCAUAUACGGAUUUCAAUGAAAGUAGAACUAGGCCGCAAAUGUUAGGUUUUGGUAUUUAUUUCGCUCGUUCAAUUUUUCAUACUCAGUUUAAGGCAAGACGGGAUGGUGCUAUUAUAUGUGCUGAAAUUCUUAUGGGUCGUGUGCUUGAAAUAGAAAAUGAUGAAUUAGGAAAUGUAUCAAAUACAGAUGCAUGGCAUCAGACUUUUGACACAAUAUAUUACCGUCAUCCACCACAACCAUUACGAGAUGAAUUUUGCAUUAAAACGACAAAGACUAUUAUAAUUUCCCCAAAUUUAUUGGUAAAUCCUGGUACUGAAGGAGGAUCUACUGUUGGUUGGAAGCAAACUGGUCCUUCGGCUGCCAUUGUUAAUUCAAAUAGAGCAUUCAAUGGUGGUUAUUAUCCACAUAGUGGAUCAUAUUGUUUUGCUGGCGGAAAUGGAUUAAAUGGUUCACAAUCAGGAUUAAUUCAAAAUGUUCAACUUCUGGGUGGUGUUCAAGGUUUCACAGAAAGUCAACUUGAUUCAUGUUUUUUCAGAGCAGAACUCUAUUUUUAUUAUCAAACUUGGGACAAUUUUUUUAUGCGACAUGGUCAAGUAUUAGUUAGGUUGACAUUUCGAUCAUCUUUGUCUUCUAUAUUGAAUACAGUAACUACAGGAGAACUUGCUUGCAAGACAUCAAAUGCAGGAUGGUGUCGUUAUAUCAAUAUGUUUCCAUUACCAAGGGGUACACGAAGUAUUGAUUAUAGAAUCACAUUCAUUCGAAAAGACGUGGUAGGCACAGAUAUCGACUCUUAUAUUGAUGAUAAUUCAUUGAGAGUUUUAUAA
This is a messenger RNA of Rotaria sp. Silwood1, 1674 nucleotides long. NCBI's taxonomy places the organism in Eukaryota, Metazoa, Rotifera, Eurotatoria, Philodinida, Philodinidae. The record is from the annotation of a GenBank genome assembly.